Messenger RNA from Pocillopora meandrina, 923 nucleotides. The record is from the annotation of a GenBank genome assembly. NCBI's taxonomy places the organism in Eukaryota, Metazoa, Cnidaria, Anthozoa, Scleractinia, Pocilloporidae.
AUGACUGCGCUGGAAAAUGCUGUGUUUUCUUUAAACGACGCAGAGGUUUUCAUCGAGUGUUCAAUCAGUAAGCUGUUCAUUAACAUUUUUCACGUGCGUUGCAAAAUAUUUGAAGGAUGAAAAACACAAUAGCGUCUAUUUUGCGCGAAAAUAUGUACGGAUAUUUGUCCUUGGAUGUCAUCUGACCUCAAAACCCACAGUUUCCGCAUCUUGGAACAGAAAAUUCGAGAAAACGACCUGGCGCAAAUAUCCGCACUUAUUUUAGCGCCAAAUUGGAGCAAUUGUUUAUAUAGCGCUGUAAGGUGAUUUAAAAUUCAGUAGAGGGAAGCAUAGAGCUAUCUAGGGGUACAUAUUGUUGUGAAGCGUUGUCUAGUUACUGCAUUUUACGGAUUUACAGUGCUACUCAGGGGUAUAAUGUUGUAUUGUGCUGUAUGAUGAUAAACCUUGCAGUACAGGGAUGUAAAGGGACGGGGAAGAGGGGCAUAUAGGAGUGCGUAUUCGAGGAGACAUGGAGUUUAAUAAUCGAAGGAACGUGUUUGCUCAUGAUGAAUCUCUCAAGUUGUCAUCGGCUAUCUCUCUAAGCACUAUUGUAACUUAUCCUUUCUCAGUUAUUCUUUUGUCAAAACUCUUCCUCAGGGUCUUCUCUGCGUCUACAUCUGAGAUGGCGGCUACCGACUCAGUAGAGUCCGGCUGUGGAUUGGCCUGCCGCCAUCUUGGAUACGCAUUGUAGGUGGACCCUGGGCGAGAGUUUGACCCAUUCCCAAUCAGAUGAUAGAAGAAGCCUUAAUUUGGACAUUGAGGGACUCGUUUCCAACAAAAUGCACCGAUUAUGUCGCCGAGACUUGGAGGGAACUCUUCCGCUUUAUGACUGCUAUUGUGAUGAGAGGACUGAGGAGAGCAAGCACUGGCACCCUGCGGACUAG